CACUCGAUUAUUGAGACCUUGAGGCAAAAGGCCGAGGCCGAUAAGAACGACAAGUCUGUGAAGGACCUGGUCAUCCUGCUGUAUGAAACCGCACUGCUGUGCUCUGGCUUCAGCCGGGAAGACCCGCAGACCCACGCGAACAGGAUUUACAGGAUGAUCAAGCUGGGUCUAGGUACUGAUGAGGACGACCCCACCGCUGAUGACACCGCUGCUGCUGUUAAUGAGGAGAUGCCUCCCCUCGAAGGAGAUGACGACACGUCGCGCAUGGAAGAAGUCGACUGAUCUCGG
Messenger RNA from Octodon degus (degu), 288 nucleotides. Its product is annotated as putative heat shock protein HSP 90-alpha A4. The annotation marks the transcript as partial. The transcript has a single exon. Gene Ontology annotation, biological process: protein stabilization; protein folding; cellular response to heat. The record is from RefSeq and is a predicted model, not a curated record. Gene Ontology annotation, cellular component: perinuclear region of cytoplasm; plasma membrane; nucleus. NCBI's taxonomy places the organism in Eukaryota, Metazoa, Chordata, Mammalia, Rodentia, Octodontidae. Gene Ontology annotation, molecular function: ATP binding; ATP hydrolysis activity; ATP-dependent protein folding chaperone.